AUGCAGAACGCACGGACGGCCCGCAAGGCUAAGGAGAUCCAAGGGUACGCCGACUACAACGAAUGGAAGGACUACUUCUCCGCCAUCUACUGUCCGCCCGCCAAAGGUAUCGCACCUCUCCUCGGCGCCAACUGAAAUACCCCGCUCAUAGAGAAGACGCAAAUUCUGCAGCGAUGGGCCCAACAAUUCAGAGGCGUCCUCAAAAAUCCCUCCACCAUCUCCGACACCGCCAUCGUCCGCCCGCCCCAAUUGAAGACCAACACCAACCUCGACCUCCCACUCCCUCUUCACGAGACUAUUAGUACCGUGCAGCUGCUCUCCAACGAGAAAGCGCCCGCAUCGGACGCUAGCUGCGCGGAGGUCUACAAGCACGAUGGUCCCGAAUUCAUGGAGCAUCUGACGGCACUGUUUCAGGAUAUGCGGCGUCAAGGAGAAGUCUCGCAUGACUUCAAGGACACCACUAUCAUCCACCUAUACAAACGGAUAAAAAACCGCCAGCUCAGCGACAACUACCGAGGCAUCUGCUUGCUGAACAUUGCCGGUAAGAUAUUCGCUCAAAUUCUUCUCAACCGCCGGCACAAUCACUUGGAUCAAUGUCUUCUGGCGAAAAGUCAGGGCGGCUUUGGCCGUUAUCAUGGCACCAUGGGCAGGAUCUUUACCACCCACCAACUGCAGGAUAGGCGUCAGGAGAUGCGGACCCAACUGCACUUUUCUUUCGUGGAUCGGACGAAUGCAUUCGACAGGGUGAAUUGUGACGAAAUGUGGAUAAUCAUGCGGUGAUUUGGCUGCCGCGGACGACUCAGUCAGAGGGUGCGUCAGCUCCAUGAUGGCAUGAUUGCACGCAUUACGGACAAUGUAGAUGUCUCGGAGGAAUUCGCACUGACCAACGGCAUAAAACACGGCCGCGUCCUUGCGCCUACCCUCUUCAGUCUUAUGUUCCCAUCCAUGCUGAUGGACGCUUAAUGCGACGAACGCCCCGGGAUCCGCCUCGCCUAUGGGACGGCUGGCCAAGUCCUCAACCACAGACGGAUGCACUUCCGGUCACGUGUAUCCACAGUCACCAUCCAUGAACUUCUGUUCGUCGAUAAGCAUCUCGGGAUCCGCAUCGCCAUACAGAACUGUGUGCAAACUGUUUAACCACCUGACGAUGCAAAUUUGAUAGCGUUCUUCCACAACCACCGUCCACUAGGAGAGUCAGACUGAAACAACUCCUUCUCAGCGUGUUUACGGCACCCUCACGCAUGUCAGAUGUACACUGCGCAACCCGAUUUGUGUGCAAUCAUGGUGCUUGUGUUUGAGGAGCUAGGACAUGCAUGGAGCGCGCGUAUACACGUUCACUAGACCCUGUCAACCACCGCGCCCAUUCCACGAUCCAGUCAAUGGACCGUCUCGGACAUUGGCUGUGGCCUGAGAAUGUGAAGUGAGAGUGAGAUCGACGACUCAGCGCAUUUUCCUCCUCAUUAUAAAGUAUCUGAAGCUAUCACGGUGCACUAAAAGAAGUGGCUUGGCAGGUUGCCAACUGACGGGAUAGCAUGGACCUCGCAGUCGACCUAAUGUGUUUGCGUAUGGAGUGGCUGGCUGGUGGCCUUAGAGUCAGGUUCCAAUGGCUUCAUCAUACCGUGGCUUCUAUGGCACUCCCAAUGCGUGGGAUCUGACCCGGGUGUGGCGGCACGCCUAGGUGCGUCUCAGCCGCGCCAGCCUCAAUUCUUAGUUCUUGUUGAUGUUGUUGUUUGUCAAAAACCCGGUUGUUUGCCGUUUGGACCAGGGGGUGGGGAGUGGAACGCCAAGGUGCGGGCUCGACCGUACCACCAAACUGCGCCCUCCCCUACCUCCGGUUCUCUGGACUCUGUCUUGAAGCCAACUCCAGGUGGGGGAGGAGAAGAGUGUGGUAGAUACAGCGCAAGUCUUCCACCUCUUUAAACUUAUGCACGCGCAAGUCACUGUCGCUGAUCUCACACUGUUGUGGAGCGUACGGAGGACGUCGUCGGAUGCGACGGUCGAAAUGUUGUGGCGUUGUCGUAGUCAGGCCCAGGCCAACAUUGGUCUUUCUUCCACUGAACAAAAGUCGGGGAUCAAAGUGGAGUUUGGUAGCCGUCUGGGACAUAUGCGCAGCCUUAUAUAUUUAAAGCACUGCUUACCCCCGCAAAAGGAGAGGGGCUAGAAAAGUUGAUCUAAACAAAUGCUGGAGUCCCACGCCGUCUGUAGGUUGAUUAUUUCCACAGACUCGAAACUCACUGUCAAAUAGAUUAAAAUCGAAACAACACUCUUGCCCUUCCUCCCCUUCCCUCUAAUCCUUCCUCUCUCCCGCCAUUUUCCCCCCUUCCUCCUCCUGCUACGCCUCCUCCACAUUCGCGUCGCCCCACUCGUUGUCCGCAGACUGCCAGGGUGAGUCCGCUCACUGUGGCAGCCUUGAAUGUUCGUUCCCUUCUAGACAAUCCGGGGGGCAACUGAUCGGAACGGCGAGAACAGGCGCGAUACAAGGUGGACAUCGCCGCACUCAGAGACAACCGAUUUUACGAACAAGGCCAACUGAAGGAGGUGGGUGUGGGCUACACCUUCUUAUGGAGUGGUUGACCGAGGGCAGAGCGACGAGACGCGGGUAUCACUUUCGCCAUCCGGAACGACAUCGUGGGACGACUGCCAUGUUUGCUGCAGGUCAUCAACGAUCGCCUGAUGAGCCUCCGCUUUCCUCUCUGGGUUGGAGAAAUUAUCACCCCUGUCAGUAUCUACGCUCCGCAAAAUGCAGUUCGCAAUCGUUACGGGCUUCACAUCAGCCCCGAACCUAGAGAUACACAAGGCAGUUAUCCUGUCGACGUUGAUACAUGGAGCGGAGACCUGGACUGUGUACAUGAAGAAGGCACGUAGACUCAAUCAUCUCCAUCUCAGCUGUCUUCGACAAGUAUUGAAUCUGAGGUGGCAGGACGAGAUCCCAGACACGGACGUACCGGAUCGAAUGGGUAUCCUCAGCAUACCUGCAAUGCGGCCAACUAGUACGGAUGGACGACGGGCUACUAAAAAGACUCUUCUUUGGCACUAAAAGCAUACAACGAAAAUACCUCUUGAAGCGCCUGUAGAUAAACCUGGCAAGCUGGGAAUACCCCGUCCUGGACAAACCAAUGUGGAAGAGAACAUUGAGGACAGGCUCAACAAUCGUCGGAGCCAAUCACAUCACCGCCGCCGCCGCCUCACAACGCCAUCGUCCAAUCAUCUCCAACAUGUCCACAAUGACAGCGAGCAUUCUGGACGCCAAUUGGACUUUUUGGACACCUCCGUUCCGACUGCGGCACACGGACUGCACCAACCCUCGUCUCUCCUCCCAUCUCUCCUUUGCACCUCCCACAAGAUCAACUAA
This is a messenger RNA of Spirometra erinaceieuropaei, 3352 nucleotides long. The record is from the annotation of a GenBank genome assembly. NCBI's taxonomy places the organism in Eukaryota, Metazoa, Platyhelminthes, Cestoda, Diphyllobothriidea, Diphyllobothriidae.